Molecule: messenger RNA, 999 nt
Organism: Protomyces lactucae-debilis
Lineage: Eukaryota; Fungi; Ascomycota; Taphrinomycetes; Taphrinales; Protomycetaceae
Exons: 1
Source: RefSeq, a predicted model, not a curated record
AUGUUUGUCACCACGUCCCCGCUGCAGGCCUAUGCAGCUGCCAUUCUCUUUUCCUCUACACUCAUUUUGCAAGCACACGCCAAUCCAGGCCAUGCAGGACAUGCUCUCAGGCAUUCCCACCAUCACCAGAAGCGACAGCAGGUGCAGCUCCAGUCACCCUCCGACCCAAUCGAAGCACUCUUCAAUGACACAAGCAGUCCACUCGACAAACGCGACGGUACUUGCGCCUUCCCCUAUGCAGACGGCAUGGUCGCCGUAACGCCAAACUUUCAGAACGCAGGAUGGGCCAUGAGUCCGGAUCAGCCAUGCACAUUCGGCAAGUACUGCCCGUAUGCAUGCAAGCCAGGGUAUGUCAUGAACCAGUGGGAUCCCUCAGCAACAACAUACGCCUACCCGUCUUCCAUGAACGGCGGCCUCUUUUGCAAUGGCGAUGGCAGUCUCUCAAAGCCCUUCCCUGACCGAGCCUACUGCAUACCCGGCACAGGCAGCAUCCGCGCCAAGAACAACAUGGGCAGCAUGGUCUCCUUCUGCCAAACAGUCUUGCCAGGAAACGAAGCCAUGCUGAUUCCAACUGCCGUCAACCCUGGCUCAUCCGUCAUUGUUGCCGUGCCGGAUCCGUCCUACUACGCCUCCUCUGCUGCACACUACUACAUCAACCCAGCUGGUGUUGGUAUUGAAGGGUGCAUCUGGGGUGAUGUGUCCAAGGAUGUUGGUAAUUGGGCUCCGUACGUUGCUGGUGCCAACACGGUCGCCAACGGCGAGACUUUUGUCAAGGUUGGUCGCAACCCUAUUGCCCUCGAGACUGACAAGUGGACCAACGCUGCUCCCAACAUUGCUGUGGCCAUUGAAUGCCCCGAUGGUGGCUGCAAUGGUCUACCCUGUCGAUGCGACUUUUCAGACGGCGCCAACUCUUGCACGGGCGGUGUCUCGGGCGCUGGUGGUGCUCAGUUUUGUGUUGUCACAGUGGCACCUGGUUACAAGGCCAAUAUCGUCGUGUAU